This is a messenger RNA of Indicator indicator, 2436 nucleotides long. RefSeq names its product anaphase promoting complex subunit 2 (gene ANAPC2). NCBI's taxonomy places the organism in Eukaryota, Metazoa, Chordata, Aves, Piciformes, Indicatoridae. The record is from RefSeq and is a predicted model, not a curated record. Gene Ontology annotation, molecular function: ubiquitin protein ligase binding. Gene Ontology annotation, biological process: ubiquitin-dependent protein catabolic process. Bases 1 to 2436 code for a protein of 811 amino acids. Gene Ontology annotation, cellular component: anaphase-promoting complex. The transcript has 13 exons.
AUGGAGCGGCCGGCGGGCGCCGAGCUCUCUGUCGCCUGGCACACGCUGAGCACCGCCCUAGUGCCGCCCGUUGCCCUGGGGCUGGCAGCACCAAGGUCCGAUCCUGUGGGGCCGCUGAAGGAUGCUGAGCUGCAGGCAGCCCUGGAGGUGCUGCGGUGCUAUGACUUGCACUCAGUCGUGGAGGAGUGGUUCAUUGAGGUGCUACAGACAGACCUGCAGGUGAACAUAGGUCCUGAGUUCUGGAACGGCAUCAACCAGUAUGAAAACACAGCUGAGGAGGCCCAGUGCUCCUCGCUCCUCUUGGACGCGUUUUGUCUCCUCAAGUGCCGCCUGGACCCCUACCUGAACAGCCUGGAGCUCCUGGAGAGAUGGACCAAGGCAGGCCUGCUCCUGGGCACAGGUGCUCAGAUGCUGCAAGAAAAGGUCUACACCAUGUUCAAAGCUAUCCUGUUCUUCUCCACUACCAAGUCCUUCCAGGAGAUGAUCCAGCAGUUCUACAGCCGCACCUUCAAGAUCUACAUGAGGCAGUGGGGGAAGGGAGAGGAUGGAACCAACGAGGGCGAGAGCAGCAUGAGCGAGGCCGAGCAGGAGAGCGACACCGAGGAGGGCGGAGGGGAAGGCCUGCUCUGUGCAGGCUGCAGCAGCAAGAGGGAGCAGUGCUGGUGCCCUACAGCCAUGCAGCAGUUUCAGCAGCUCAAUGACAUCCUGCGCCAGCUGCACCUGCUGGAGAGGGUGAGCGCCGACGCCGUCACCACCAUCCUGCACAGGAUGAUCGAGGAGAGGAUGGAGCAGCGGUGCCGGGGCGAGUACGAGCACUCCUUCCUCAAUGAGUUCCAGGAGUGGAUUGAGAAGGUGAUAGGCUGGCUGAGCAGGGUUUUCCUGCAGGAUGGUCCCUUGGCACGCUCCUCUCCAGAAGCCAGCAGCACCUUGAAGCGCUGGCGGUGCCACGUCCAGAGGUUCUUCUACCGCAUCUACGCCAGCAUGCGCAUCGAGGAGCUCUUCAGCAUCAUCAGGGAUUUCCCAGACUCGAAGCCUGCUGUGGAGGACCUCAAGUUCUGCCUGGAAAGGACUAAUCAGAGGCAGCAGCUGCUCAGCUCCCUGAAAAGUGCUCUGGAAAUGCGACUUCUGCAUCCUGGAGUCAACACUUCUGACAUCAUCACUCUGUACAUCUCGGCCAUCAAGGCCUUGCGAGAGCUUGACCCCUCCAUGGUUAUCCUGGAGGUCGCCUGUGAGCCCAUCAGGAAGUACCUGAGGACUCGGGAGGACACGGUGCGGCAGAUCGUGGCUGGGCUCACCGGGGACACGGAGGGCUCUGGUGAUCUGGCAAAUGAGCUCUCCAAGGCUGACCCAGUGACCCUGGAGAAUGGCCAGGAGAGUGAUGAUGACAUCUCAGAACCAGGGGACUGGGUUCCUGAUCCAGUUGAUGCAGAUCAAGGGAAGUCGAGUUCCAAGCGCCGCUCCUCGGACAUCAUCAGCCUGCUGGUGAGCAUCUAUGGCAGCAAGGAUCUGUUCAUCAAUGAGUACCGCACGCUGCUGGCCGACAGGCUGCUGCACCACUUCAACUACAGCGCUGAGAGGGAGAUUCGCAACGUGGAGCUGCUGAAGCUGCGCUUUGGGGAGGCUCAGAUGCACUACUGUGAGGUCAUGCUGAAGGACAUGGCUGACUCCCGGCGCAUCAACGCCAACAUCUGUGAUGAGGAAGAGAAGCUCCCCAAGGAGGAGAGGCCUCCCUUCAGCCUCACUGCUGUCAUCCUCUCCAGUGAGUUCUGGCCACCACUGAAGGAGGAGAAGCUGGAGCUUCCAGAGCAGAUCAAGGAAGCCAUGGAAGCCUACUCCAAGAAAUACGAGAAACUGAAGGCCAUGAGGACCCUGAACUGGAAGUACCACCUGGGCCUGGUGAGCCUGGAGGUGGAGCUGGCCGACCGCACCCUGUCGCUGUCUGUCUCUCCUGUGCAUGCUGCUAUCAUCCUGCACUUCCAGACCAAGAGUACAUGGACACUGACAGAGCUGAGUGAAGUGCUGAAGGUGCCUGUGACCUCGCUGAAGAGGAAGAUGACUCUGUGGCUGCAGCAGGGGGUCCUGCGUGAGCAGCCCCAGGGCACCUUCACUGUGAUCGAGGAGGAGCAGAAGGACCAGGUGGAGAAGGUUGUUCUGAUAGACAGUGAUGAGGAGGGGGACUCUGCCAUGGCAUCACAGGCUGACCAGAAGGAGGAGGAGCUGCAGCUCUUCUGGACAUACAUCCAGGCUAUGCUGACCAACCUGGAGAGCCUGUCCUUGGAGAGGAUUCACAGCAUGCUGAAGAUGUUUGUGAUGACAGGCCCAGUGGUGACAGAAAUCAAUAUCCAGGAGCUGCAGGACUUCCUCCAGAAGAAGGUCUGGGACCAGCAGCUCAUCCACUCCGGAGGUGUCUAUCGCCUGCCCAAGAACUGCAACUAG